CCUCCGACAGGGAUGCAACCUGGCCCCGCUGCUGUUCAACUUGUUCUUUGCCGCGAUGCUCAUGGUCGCCGUGGCCGAGUUCGACAAGGACCCCAAGGUGACGGCGGACAUGGUCAAGAUCGGGACACAAAUGGAGUACACGGGCAAGAAGGGCAGGUCGGCGGGGAAGAAGACGACGGUAGCGACGGACGCGGAGGCCCUGUGGGCCAUACUCUACGCUGACGACGCGGCCAUCGUCUCGCGCUCGCCGGAGAGUCUCGAGAAGAUGAUGUCGGUCAUCGUGCGCGUGGCCGGCCUGUUCGGACUGAUGGUNNGACCCGGAGGUGUGGUACAACAAGGUCGAGGACGGGGCGGCAUGGUUCAUGAGGAAAUGGCACAGGCAGGAGGCGGAAGCGUCCGCGAAGCGCCAGCGCGCGAGGCAAGCAGAAGCAGAGAGUACGGCCACGUCAGGACCGAAGAGAAAGAGAGUCGGGGAAGUGGCGGUGGGGGGGAGAAACGGCGACCGGGCACUGCUGUAGAAGCGAGUAGGGCGGCCGAGGCAGCACUUGUGGCGAACAAUGUACCCGGCUGAUGCUGUUGCGCCCUGUUUCCCUCUUUGCUGUAUGCUAUACUCCUUUUUGUUUGUCCUUUGGAUUGCCUUCGGCCUCUGUGCUGUGUUUCUGUGUUUCUUUUUUUUCAUGUCCUCCGCGCGUACUCUGCUGUGUUGGGUACCUUGAUCUCGCUUUUGCUGUGGCUUUUGUUUUGUACAUCUGGCUGUCUGCCCAUCUGCCGCCUCUUUGUCCUGUUUGCUCCGUUACUCCCAUGCCCUGGUGCGUGGUGCCUGGUGCUUGUACGUUACCCUUUGAUUUUUUCUUUGGGCGGGUGUGGGACGCGUCCUCCUUUUUUUUUGUUUUUGUUUUAUUUUGAUCGGUUUCCGAGGGNACCCUCUUUGCUGUAUGCUAUACUCCUUUAUGUUUGUCCUUUGUGUUGCCUUCGGCCUCUGUGCUGUGUUUCUGUGUUUCUUUUUUUUCAUGUCCUCCGCGCGUACUCUGCUGUUUUGGGUACCGUGAUCUCGCUUUNGAGCGGUUCGUGCGGUGGCUGUUGUUUUCUUUCUCCGAGCGGUUUGUACCCUAUUUUUGUUUUGUUUCCCCGCGGCGUCGUAUGUUCCGGGUUUUGAGACCACGGGCUCACCAUUCUUUGUGGACUAUAGAGCUAAUGUGAGAAACAACAAUAACAAAUUAAUGGUAGCGGGCUGUUGUCAGCAAUAUUCGUACUCCGUAACCUUGUGCUAUUGUUUUCCAAUCUGAACUCAAAGUUGUCAAACGGUCGAGCUGGCAUGCAUGUGCAUAUGUUUGCAUUCCAUGCACCGCCCCUCGCCAUCUUGUCUUUAAACGUAUAGUCUGUACGACUUGGGAAGAAUAGACGGACAAUACACUCGCGGCACGUACGUAGGAGCAGCCGGCCCAUGUCGGGGCCAUUUUGAUACAGCUGGCUCAAGCGUUUGUGAUUGCGCCGACGGGGGGGGGGGGGGGGGNCGCAUGCAAACGAUUGCUGCCCCGUUCGAGCGUUACCGGUCUAAAAGGUGUUGAACUGCCAGGCACAACGAGAAAGGCGGGGGGUGGCGCAGAGCUCGUGUUUUUUAUGCGCCGAUUUCGUCCGCGGUCGUGUACAGAGAACCGGUGGAUUGUUUUGCUGUCUAGCCUCUCGCUUCUCUCCUGCUUGUCGUUCGAGAGAUGACAAAUGAGAAGUGAUGUUCGGUGUAUGUCUGCAUAGAUACCGUAGUUCGCAGGUCGUGGCUAAAGCUGCGUGGUUACAGUCUAGACAAUAAAAUCUUGAGGGGAGUUCCUCUCAUGGUUUGGUUUAGCUCCUCGUCUCACUACUCGCUUGGCUGUUUGGGUGUAAAGUGGAAAUAGUCAUGGGCCUGUAUUUGGUUGUCCCUCCAUAACUUU
This is a messenger RNA of Ectocarpus sp. CCAP 1310/34, 1928 nucleotides long. Lineage: Eukaryota; Phaeophyceae; Ectocarpales; Ectocarpaceae. The record is from the annotation of a GenBank genome assembly.